This is a messenger RNA of Ostertagia ostertagi, 285 nucleotides long. The record is from the annotation of a GenBank genome assembly. Lineage: Eukaryota; Metazoa; Nematoda; Chromadorea; Rhabditida; Trichostrongylidae.
AUGGGUCUGCAAUGUGUGCGGUUCAAUCCGUGUAUGCAUGUGUUCUGCAAAGACUGCGUAUCGGGUUUCUUCGCAGAGCGGCUGAACAAUUUGGAAGUACGGGAACUGGGAUGCCCUGCUUCCGAUUGUAAAUCCACGGCGUCUGAGCAAACCAUACGCAGUAUUAUAGGCGAGGAGGCUUUUGAGCGGUAUGAUCGCAUUUUGCUUGAGCGAACGCUUGGUCAGAUGUCUGACGUAGUUACGUGCCCUCGUAAAACAUGUCAGAAACCCGUUCUUGUCAGUGAA